Molecule: messenger RNA, 519 nt
Organism: Gastrolobium bilobum
Lineage: Eukaryota; Viridiplantae; Streptophyta; Magnoliopsida; Fabales; Fabaceae
Product: large ribosomal subunit protein uL30y-like
Exons: 3
Coding region: 1-405 (134 amino acids)
Biological process (GO): maturation of LSU-rRNA from tricistronic rRNA transcript (SSU-rRNA, 5.8S rRNA, LSU-rRNA)
Cellular component (GO): cytosolic large ribosomal subunit
Molecular function (GO): structural constituent of ribosome; RNA binding
Source: RefSeq, a predicted model, not a curated record
AUGUGGAAAAAAGAGGAGGUGAAGCAAGAAUGGAUGGAGGUGGAGGAGAUGGAUGUGGUUGAUGCUGAGUAUGGAAAAUGGAACUCAAAUCCAAAUCUUAAAAGCAUAAAGGAGCUAAUUUACAAGAAGGGAUAUGCGAAAAUAGAUAAGCGAAAAGUUCCUUUGACGGAUAAUAACAUCAUUGAGCAGGAAUUAGGAAAGUUUGGCAUUGUAUGCACAGAAGACAUGGUGCAUCAAAUUGAUAAUGUUGGUCCGCACUUUAAGGAAGUUGUCAAAUUUAUGUGGCCCUUUGAACUCAACAAGCCAGCUGAUGGAUUAAAAGGAUCAAAAACACUAUACAAGGAUGGUGGAGACACAGGGAGCCGUGAGGAUCUCAUCAAUGAACUAAUCAAUAGAAUGAAUUAACUUAUGCACUGUAGUAUCAAAAUUUUGAUGUUGUCUGUUAUGUACCUUAGAUGAUCUGGGUGCAAGAAUCUCAUUUUCAAGGCCUUUUGACUCUAGUGGAGUCUUUUUUAAAAA